AUGUACUCAAGUGAUCAUUCAUCAUCUAGACUGCCAUUAAGGGUUGCGAUUGAACUCUUGAGUGGCAGAGUUGGCCAGCUAUGUCAGUUUAUAACUGAGAGUGGACUGCAACCCCCGCAACUGCCACCCGAGAAGGACGAGGCGUUGAAAAGAAUAUUGGAAAGCCUUGGACAUAUCAACGAGUCAAAGUCAAUCAUAUCACUACCUAACGAGCUCGAGACCAAGAAAAGUUCCGAAAUACAUGGAAGUUACGAUGGGCGUUUACCUGAAAUGUCGGCGAAUCACAUUGUGCCCAACAAUUCCGCGUCCAUAGCUCCAUGCAGUGAUAGAUUGGCCGAGGGUAUGAGCGAUACAGGUGUUCACAACAUAUCUAGCUCCCCACUAUGCGCACAUAAUAUCCCUUUCGACUUUCCAUUUGGUGAGGCCACGACAAACAUUGCCCAAGGCAGCCCGAACAGCGUUCUCAGCUCUUGGGACUUGGAUCUUGGAUUCAUGACGUGCAUCAAUCCUACAGCUAAUGGUGCACAAUACCUCUCUGGUUCGCCCCAGGGAGCAACUGCUAUCGAGCAAGAUGGGUUUGUAAAUUUUCUCGAACCAACCGUGCACGAUGAUGAUGAGACGCUCGCGGAGGAAACGGGAAGCAGUGAAGAUAUUGAAAAGCUUAUUGAUGAGGUUUCUGACCGAGUAGGAACUAUCAGGAUUGGGCCUGGGGGCAAGACACAGUUCUGCGGCCCAACGUCAACAUUCAACCUGACGGGAACGAUGGAGUCAGAAGAGUCUGAGUUGCAGUCCAUAAACGAGGCUUAUGCUUCAGAGUACUAUGAUCGCUCCGGGUCUAACCAAGAAAUACCGUCAACACUGGAGGAGCACCUCAUAAAUCUGUAUUUUUGCUGGCAAGAUCCAUUUUGCCACAUCGUCGAUCGAAAUAUGUAUUCGGAAGCCAGAAGGAAAUGGCAGGAUAUGGAGGACACGCCUUUCUAUUCAGAAGCCCUGCGAUAUGUCAUGUGUGUUGUUGGAAGCGCUUUCGAGUCUCGCUUCCAUCCGGCUCUUGUCACAUUCCCGAAGUCACUGGUAGACUUUCUUGGGACUCGAGUGAAAUCGAUAUUGGAGCUUGAAUUAGAUGACCCUUGCGUGGCAACCGUCCAGGCAUUGGUGAUUCUUAGCAAUCAUGAGAUUGGAAAUGGCAAAGGCAGAAGAGGAGGUGACAUCACAUCGGCAGACGCUGAACUUCGUCGAACAGUAUUUUGGGCUGCAUAUACGGCUGAUCAUCAGCUUGGAUUUAAUCUCGGACGGCCUUCUCGUACCAGCAUGGAGGAUGUAACCGUUCGGAAGCCACAAGGUCAAGUGGGUCAAUCGGAGCAUUACCGGUGGGUGCCAUAUGAAGUUCAAGGUGACAUCAAUUCGACGACUGGCUUGUUAGAUUGUACCGAAGCUGUGAGUCAGCAGAUGGUUUCUCUCUGUGAGCUUAUGGUUCCAUGCGGCUAUAUAUUAUAUGGCACAUCAAGAAUCUCAAAGCCAGUUCUACAAGAGCUUAACGCGAAAAUUGUCGCUCAACUGCACAUGUGGAAGUCCAACCUCCCGCCCUUCCUGCAGAUCAAUCUUGACGACUACACCUCGGCAUAUUUACCACAUGUAUUGCUACUGCACAUGCAAUACCAUCAAAAUAUAAUAUACGCUCACCGACCAUGGAUGUCCAAAAAUGGGCUCCAGCCAAACCCGCCUAAGGGACCGGGUUAUCUCCAUGCUCGUGAGAUGUGUAUAAGCUCAGCCAUCGCCAUUUCGAAAAUACUUGUUCUCUAUGAAACACGAUAUACCCUACGUCGCAUUAAUGUCAAAGCAGUCUCAAUAACGUCUUCUGCCAUUCUUUUACUUCUUUUCGCCGCUGUGACAAAGUAUCCUCCCCAUCCACAAUCUGAGAUCAAACAAUACUUGAACUCUUGUUUCCGAGCGUUGGAUGAUUUUUCGCUGUCUUGGCAGAGCGCUCGACGAGCCAAGGAUCUCCUUGUUAAUUUACAGCACCAAUGGGAAAUUCGAACAAAAUCAAGGAAAGACAUCAAAAAUCUCGAAAAGAUUAUUUAUCUACCUCGAAAACGCCCUCGGGGUUCAAGCAGGGUAUAUAGAGUGAUGCCCGUGGGACGGGAGGCAUUUGCAUGUCGUAGAUACGAGCCAGAGAUGGACAUUUACGUAGGCACUGAGCCGGGCUUGAUGCCUAUGAAUGAUUCGCGAUCAGGACUUGACAACCGCAACAAAGAUUCCUUUGAUAUUGCGCCGGGCUGUGGCCUUGAUGCGCCCUAG
Molecule: messenger RNA, 2295 nt
Organism: Penicillium macrosclerotiorum
Lineage: Eukaryota; Fungi; Ascomycota; Eurotiomycetes; Eurotiales; Aspergillaceae
Product: fungal specific transcription factor domain-containing protein
Exons: 6
Coding region: 1-2295 (764 amino acids)
Source: RefSeq, a predicted model, not a curated record